AUGAGUAGAGAGAAGGAUGAGGCGUUGUUUCGUAUACUCCGUAUUUAUGAUGAGCCAGAGGAGAUGAGGAACGAGCUCGAAAGCUCUGGCAUUUCCUCCCAGUGUGAGCACCAAGCACAGUCCCAACCAGAGGGGGUGUAUGGAAUGCCCCAGCAGACCCCUGGUUUCCUGACACAGCGUGGCCUGGUUUGUCAGGAGAUGAGCGCCGGGACCCCACAGCAGUGGGUCCUCCAGACUCCGGGCAGAUCUGAGCUCCAGGCCAGUUGUCUCCCCCAGACAGAGCCAGAAGCAGCCGCAGAGCUGGACCCCAGCUUCCUGCCAGGACCCAAGUUUGGCCAGCCUUGCCCCUCACCUCCUCCCAGUGAAGAAGUCUGGUCGUUCCUCAGGACAAUUCCGCCUGUUCCCAAUGAAGCGGUGGUCAGGCAGAGGGUCCCCCGGCGGUGCUGGAAGGUUGGCAGGCUCCGCCACGGAAAGAAAGUCUACGCUGUGGCCAUCAGCAGCUCGACUCACCACGUGUACACGUGUGGCCACGGCUACAUUAAAGUCUGGGACGAGAGCGCCCUGCAUGCCCUCAGCAAGGCCCCACAGGCCCAGCUGGACUUACAGGACCACCAGAACUGUGUCCUGGCCUGCAAGCUGUUCCCGGACGAGCAGUGCCUCAUUACCGGGGGUCUGUCCCGGAGCCUGACCCUGUGGGAUCUGGCGCCCACACCACGCGUCAGGGCCCAGCUGGCCUCCACGGGCCCCCUGUGCUAUUCCCUGGCGCUCUCCUCCAAUGCCCAGAUCUGCUUGGCGUGUUUCAAAGGAUUUGUCGAGAUUUGGGAUUUGCAGAACCAAAUCUUGAUCAGGAAGCAUGAGGUCCCUGAAUAUGGGUCCCGCUGCGUGGACAUCGCAGGCAAUAAGUUCUGGACAGGAGGUGAAGACACCAGACUCUAUUCCUGGGACCUGAGGAGCUACCAGAGGUUGCAGGAGCACGAGUUACGGCAUGAGAUCCUCAGCAUUACCCACGAGCCCACUGAAGAGUGGGUGCUGGUAGGCCUGAGAACAAGCGACAUUAUAAUUCUCCACACACACCGGCCAGAGAAGUUUAAGGCAGUCUUGCAUAAGUACGUCAACCACCACAACCUCAAGUUUGCCUCCUGUGGGAGCUACUUCGUGACUGCGAUCGACGAGUCGAUCCACUGCAUAGCUGCACCUUCUCUACAAAGGUUGUUUCAGGUAGAGGAGCCGACAGAUGUCCUGUGUUGUGAUGUGUCUGCUGACAACCAGUAUCUGGUCACGGGCUCCAAGAACAGUGCCACAGUUUACCAGCUCUUGUACUGAAGUUUGCGUGCUGUGUUCCUGCUGGCGAAGACCCAGAGGAGGCCAGCAGGCCGAGGGCAUGGCAGCCUCCGUGG
Lontra canadensis (Northern American river otter) is the source of this 1397-nucleotide messenger RNA. RefSeq names its product TLE family member 7 (gene TLE7). The record is from RefSeq and is a predicted model, not a curated record. Gene Ontology annotation, biological process: regulation of DNA-templated transcription; negative regulation of canonical Wnt signaling pathway. Lineage: Eukaryota; Metazoa; Chordata; Mammalia; Carnivora; Mustelidae. The transcript has 9 exons. Bases 1 to 1323 code for a protein of 440 amino acids. Gene Ontology annotation, molecular function: protein binding; transcription corepressor activity. Gene Ontology annotation, cellular component: transcription regulator complex; nucleus.